CCACCACGCAUCCAACCAUCCCAUUUAAUCGAACAUUCGCUUCCACUUCCCUGCCAUGCCACCGCCCUUCUGGGCCAUCGGAUGCCUGUACGGCGCAUCCGGCGUCCUCCUCGGCGCCUUUGGCGCCCACGGCCUCAAGCGCCGCAUCGCCGACCCGCAGAAACUCGCAAACUGGAACACGGCGGCGCAGUACCAGCUCCUGCACUCGGUAGCACUCACCUUCGCCUCGGCCGUCGCGCCGCACAACACUCUCGCCAUGGGAUUGUUUACGGCCGGCAUGACGCUGUUUAGUGGGAGUUUGUACUUGCUUGUGCUGGAUCCGCAGAGGUGGAGGUUUUUGGGGCCCGUUACGCCGUUGGGGGGGCUGUGUUAUGGUACUUUGUAGAGGGAAGAGAGAGGGAUGCUCGCGGAUGGGAUGAGUGAGUUGAGUGUAGGUUAGCGUGUAAGUAUAGAGCCCCAGUUUGGUGGGAGUGACGGCGUCCCGUCGGGGUAUGAAUCGACUCUCCACACCUCACAAUGACAUUGAAGGUCAUUUGUACUUCUUGCAUGUCGCCUCUUCACUUCCCUUCUCACCUCGUGGACAGAUCGAAAAACGAAGGGAUGUCGUUGAAAUAAAACUAGUGGCCGAAGUGG
Molecule: messenger RNA, 633 nt
Organism: Westerdykella ornata
Lineage: Eukaryota; Fungi; Ascomycota; Dothideomycetes; Pleosporales; Sporormiaceae
Product: DUF423-domain-containing protein
Exons: 3
Coding region: 56-385 (109 amino acids)
Source: RefSeq, a predicted model, not a curated record